AUCAAGUUUGGGUCUUCAUUCUUGUCUGCAGUAUUGUUCAUGGUGGGAAUGUUCCUGUAGAGACCUGUCAACGUCGGAUUGGUGAAAUCAAGUAGGCCUUUUGAAAAUUUAGAUCUCUCCGACUCUCAUCAGACUCAGUCAUUCUUUUUCAAUUCCUUUUGCUGAAUAUUUUUAAUCUCAAUCUUAUCUGGAUAUUGUCUCGCACUUGAUUGCAUCAUAAAUUCUACAGUAUGAGAAUUAAGAAAUGCUCAGAUGACGAGGACGAGCAGCUCGUAAUCCACUCAGUCCCACCCAUGCCUUGUCUUGCCUUGUUCCAUAACAUUAGGAUACCAAGUGCCCGAAGACCAAGGAUCAGAUGGCACAGUUUCCAGAAAUCCCAUCGGCCAAGUCUGAAUUCAAGACCUUUCCAAGUAAGCAGUCUAUCUGUUGGUCAGUUGAUGAUCCUUCGCAAGCUUUCGCUCCUCAAAUUGACCGCUGUGAUGGAACGCUACGCAGUCUCUCACCGGAGCGGUUGGACGUGGAUGGUGCCUCGGUUCAUGAAACGGUCCAAGACGGCUGACAUCAAGGACCGGCUGGUGUUUGGGGUACCCCUCCUCCACCACCUCCAGAAGACGGGUCAGCCCCUUCCCCAGACCAUCCUGUAUGCCAUGCGCUACCUGAGACGACAGGCUGGUGAGGCGGUAGGGCUCUUCCGCAAACCUGGGGUUCGGUCACGCAUCCAGCAGCUGAAGAAAAUGAAUGAGGCUAAUCCUGACUCCCUGAGUUACGAUGGCAUGAUGGCCUAUGAUGUUGCUGAUAUGCUGAAACAGUACUUCCGGGAAUUACCAGAACCUCUGCUUACACCAAAACUUUCUGAGACUUUCAUAAGCCUCUUUACCUCAUCCGUUCCCAAAGAGCUUCGUAUCCCAGUGAUUCAGGCAGCCAUCCUCCUGAUGCCAGAUGAGAACAGAGAGGUCCUUCAAUCACUCCUUCUAUUCCUUAGUGACAUCGCUAGCCAAUCAGAUCUCAACCAGAUGACUGCAUACAACCUAGCUGUCUGCUUUGCUCCGUCACUAUUCCAACUGAACUCUGGAGAGAGCUCUCGUCACCCGACGAGUCCCCGUCAGAGGCGUAAGAUGGCAGGCAAACCAGAUCAGAAGGAACUGAUUGAGAACGUCGCUGCCAAUGAGUGCUUGGCUCUCAUGAUCAGGGAGUGCAAGAAGCUCUUUAUGGUACCUGAGGACUUACUUGCCAAGUGUCAUUUCUCCUACAUGGAUCUUGGUGAACCGGUGACAUUAGAGGAGCUUGGGAGGAAGAGGAAUGAUGAGAGUGGAGAUUACAAAAGCUAUCUGGAGAGCUGCAUCCAAGGUCUCCUCAAGGAAUCCCGUGAGAAAUUCAAAGGGUGGGUGACCUGUUCACCAGUAGACAAAGUUGAGGUGGCAUACAAGAAGGUCGGUGAUGGCCAUCCUCUUCGUCUCUGGAAAUGCACCACUGAUAUUGAGGCCCCUCCUUCCGUCAUCUUACAAAGAGUGCUGAGAGAAAGGCAAUACUGGGAUGAAGACCUACUGAAAUGGAGAUCAGUUGAGAAAAUAGACAACCAGACUGAGGUCUUUGAGUAUGUGGUCAAUUCCAUGGCACCACACCCGACCAGGAGCUACACAGUCUUGAGGUCUUGGAGGACAAAUCUCCAGAAAGGAGCAUGUGUCCUGGUAUCCACCUCCAUUGAACAUCCAGACUCCUCCCUUGCAGGCAGUGUCAGGGGUACAGAGCUUGCAUCACGCUUCCUCAUCGAACCUUGCGGAUCAGGCAAGUCUCGUCUGACACACAUCAGCAGGGUGGACACCAAGGGACGCACCUUGGAGUGGUAUAACAAGGCAUAUGGACACCUCCUGGCUCAGACGGUAGCCCACAUCCGCAACCUCUAUACCCCUCCAGCAACGGGACCAGAAACAAAAGUUUGAAGGUCUGGUGCCCAAAAACAAAACACUUAAGUCUUCUAAGAAGAUAUGCUUACUCCUCAGUGUCACUGUGGUCUGAUUGAGCAGAGCUCUUGAUUAAUUUAUUCUUUGUGGUACAGAAGAAUCGACUGCUGGUCAUACAGUUCUAGAAGGCUCCUCAAUAGCAACAUGACACUGUCAACAGUAUCAUCAAGGCAAAGACACAUGUAGCAUUUACAAUGCUUGUGUUCUGAAAUGAGCAGGGUUGGUGAUCUCCUGCUUAUUCAGCAGUAGCAGUAAGCGUUUUGAUCUUUGCCCCAUUACAAGCAAAGAGGUUGUGCAUCUGCAGCCUUGUUGUAUAAGAAAUAUUGCCAUGAAGUUGAGUUCAUGCCCAUCUUUAUUUAGUUAAUUCAUGUAUGAAUGCCUUAGCAUGUUGAUAUAACUUGUCUUAGGAAACAACAUUCUUAGAAAACCUUUUAUCCUUAUUUUACAAUCAUGAUAACUCUAUUAAGACCAUAUUUUCAUAUUUUGGAAUAAUAACAAAAAUAGAAAUCAAUGUUUUGCCCAAAAUACUUCAAUGAAAUAUAGAUUGUACUUUUUUAUCCCUCCAUUUAAUACCAUAUUUUCAGCACAUCAGAUUUGUAUAUUUCUAAAUGAAAGGGAUAUAUUAUGGCCACUAUUCAUAAGCAGAGAGCUCAUAAUUUGAUUUAAUGUGAGGAUACAGUGACAAUGUUUGUGAAUUAUUCAAUGCUGAUAUUUUUGUGAAAUACCAAAGACUAUUCUUGAUAAGAUAUUUAACCAUGGGGCAAGAAAUGUGUAAAUUUUAUUGAUUUUUACUAUCCCUUGUAGGAGGCUAAUGAUCAUGUACUUUGUUAAAUGUUAUGUGAACAUUUUGAAGGAGUGAUGGGAAUUAGGUAGUGUUACCUAGUUGAUAUUUAUAAGGUUACAAAUUUAAAAAUCUUGUACUCAUUUUCAGUGAAACUUGAAUAUAGUUAUUCAUAUAUUUGCACAACUUUGAUGAAGUGAAAGGGGAAUUGGAUUUUUGCUUAUUGAGCAUUUAAAGCUUUCCAAUUGAAGUUUAAUAAUUCUACUCUGUGAAUAUUUGUGCUAUUUAUAGGAGAGAUAUUGAAUGGGAGAGAUAUAUAAUGGAGUGGAUUUAAGAGAUGAUGAUUUGAUUUGUAUCAUUUUAUCGUAUUGUCUUCUGAUUUUGUGUUUGUGUCUAAGCUCAGAGUAUCUCGUCUUGAGUUUUAGGGGUGGAAGUUUACUUGUGUGGAUGUGCUCAGUGUAUUUUGUUUACAAUUAUUUGUAGGAUAUUUAUUUGAUAAAACUUAAUGGAAAAACACAUAUGGAUUACAAGUGUGCAAUUUAAUGUCAUACAUGAUGACUUCAUGUGAAUGUCUCUAGUCCCAUAUAUGAUGUUUUAUGUAGUUGUUUAAUACCUCCUUUGCUCAAAGUCUGUUUUCAUGUCAAUAUUUGAAUCAUUUUGUGUAUUAUUUUAUAAAAGUUCUCAUACUCAUGGCAGGAGUAUGUAUCAAAUGAUUUAACAAUUUUAGUACAACUCAGAAAAAAAAAUUUUUGCACUUAGGGCUUAGUGCCAAGUUUAGUGUAGCGUUUUGAAUGUUGAGUAUUAUCCAAACUGUUCAUGUAGUUUCAGCUUGAUCGUUGCUGAAGCAAAGUGUGUUUCUUUGUGCCAAGACAACUCGUAGCCUCAUUCAAUUGGCAGAUAGACACAGUAUCCUCAUUGGUAUGAACAAUGCAGACUUUACAACUAUCCAUCAGAUUUAUUCACCGUAGUAAACGACUCAGGAAUAUGAAUUUGUUUUGUUUAAGUGCAGUGACUGCUAACUUCUGCACAUCGCAUGCAGCUGUAUACUGAUACUACUGAACUUGUAAUUUGAAAUGCAGUGGAUUGUUACUCAAUAUUAAGUGAGAGGCUCACCUUUUUGAUAUUAUAACAGCCAGUCGAAUACCAUUGUACUGCAAAUGCUACUAAAUAUUAAUAUUUUAGUAUGAUAAGGGUCUGUGGUUAUUUGUAUGCACAAUAUUGUUCAGGAGAGCCAAUUUCAGUGUUUCAGCCCUUCAAUGUUGCUCUUAUUUUAGUCAAACAUUGUCCUUAACCAUGUGUAUUGUCAUGUGUAAAGUCGUUGUUUAAUUGAUUGGAUUGUGUAAAAUAGCC
Molecule: messenger RNA, 4092 nt
Organism: Lytechinus pictus (painted urchin)
Lineage: Eukaryota; Metazoa; Echinodermata; Echinoidea; Temnopleuroida; Toxopneustidae
Product: stAR-related lipid transfer protein 13-like
Exons: 11
Coding region: 231-1940 (569 amino acids)
Biological process (GO): signal transduction; regulation of Rho protein signal transduction; actin cytoskeleton organization
Molecular function (GO): GTPase activator activity; lipid binding
Source: RefSeq, a predicted model, not a curated record